Aricia agestis (brown argus) is the source of this 1389-nucleotide messenger RNA. Its product is annotated as probable tubulin polyglutamylase TTLL1. Bases 46 to 1317 code for a protein of 423 amino acids. Gene Ontology annotation, biological process: protein polyglutamylation; microtubule cytoskeleton organization. Gene Ontology annotation, cellular component: cilium. Gene Ontology annotation, molecular function: tubulin-glutamic acid ligase activity; tubulin binding. NCBI's taxonomy places the organism in Eukaryota, Metazoa, Arthropoda, Insecta, Lepidoptera, Lycaenidae. The record is from RefSeq and is a predicted model, not a curated record. The transcript has a single exon.
AUUAAAAUUUUAUGGUUUCAGUUUACGUUUAAUAAAAAUUUAACGAUGGCUCAGGACACUAAAAAAGUUUCCUCGAGGAAUUCCUACGAAAAAUAUAAAGUUACGUACUGCACCGAUCUAGAGAAGUCGGUUAUUAUCAGCAAUUUCGAGCGGCGCGGCUGGCUCCAAGUGGGGCCGGAGGACGAGUGGAAUAUUUACUGGUCGUUUACGCAAAAUUGCCGUAAUAUUUUCAGCAUCGAGAACGGGUACCGCCUAGCCGACAACCAGAUGAUUAAUCACUUUCCAAACCAUUACGAACUUUCGCGGAAGGAUUUGCUCGUGAAAAACAUUAAACGGUACCGGCGGGAAUUAGAGAGAGACGGCAACGCCCUAGCCGAAAAAACAGAAGUCACCCUGCCGAACGGUCAAGUGGUGACGCGGUACGCUUAUCUCGACUUCAUACCGACCACCUUCGUUCUCCCCGCCGAUUACAACAUGUUCGUUGAAGAGUACCGAAAGUCACCGCAGAGCACGUGGAUCGUCAAACCGUGCGGAAAAUCACAGGGCGCCGGCAUCUUCCUAAUAAACAAACUUUCCAAACUAAAGAAGUGGUCCCGCGAAACGAAAACUUCGUUCCACCCUCAACUAAGCAAGGAGAGCUACGUGAUCUCGCGCUACAUAGAUAACCCGCUCCUUAUCGGGGGCAAAAAGUUCGAUCUGAGAUUGUAUGUGCUGAUAACGUCCUUUCGACCUUUGAAGGCUUACCUGUUCCAGCACGGAUUUUGUCGCUUCUGCACCGUGAAGUACGACACGAGCGUCACCGAACUGGAUAACAUGUACGUGCACCUGACGAACGUCAGCGUGCAAAAACAUGGCGGGGACUACAACAGCUACCACGGGGGGAAGAUGAGCGUGCAGAACUUACGCUUGUACCUCGAGGGCACAAGAGGACGUCAAGUCACGGAGAAGCUGUUCGUGGAGAUCCAGUGGCUAAUCGUUCACUCGCUGAAGGCGGUCGCGCCGGUCAUGGCCAACGACCGCCACUGCUUCGAGUGCUACGGCUACGAUAUCAUCAUUGACGACUCCCUUAAGCCCUGGCUCAUCGAAGUCAACGCGUCCCCGUCCCUGCAGUCCACGACGCACAACGAUAGAAUACUGAAGCACAAGUUGAUCGAUAACAUCAUUUCCGUGGUAGUACCCCCGGCCGGCGUCCCCGACGCGAGAUGGAACAAAAUACCGACGGCGGAGGCGCUGGGAGACUUUGAAGUUUUGAUUGAUGAAGAAUUAAUAGAAAGGGACGAUGUGAACCCGCGCACAAAACCUCGCACGAGGUUAUAAAUUGUUCGGGUGUUUUCUUAUCGAAGCUUUUAAUAUAAUAUAACUAGCUAUUUGACCGAGCUUUGCUCGGUA